CUUCUUCUUCUUCUUCCCUCUUUUCUUCAGAGCGUUGGAGAUUCGACGCCUCUGCUGGUUAGCCCUCUUUCCAAUCUCCACCUCCCAGAGAUUCCCGAAAUUUCAAUUGCAUCCGUCAAGGACCAAACUGCAAAUUAGCUCAGAGAUUGAAUUGCGCAUCCAUGGCCGGCAAUAAUGCUGCUGGAGUAGAUAAUACGUUCAGAAGGAAAUUCGAUCGAGAAGAGUUCUUGGAGCGAGCUCGUGAGCGUGAAAGACAGGAGGAGGAGGGAGGACCGCAUAAAUCCAAAUCGAAAGGCCCGCCAGUGCAAAGGAAGCCAUUGAAGCACCGGGAUUAUGAAGUGGAUCUCAAUUCUCGCUUGGGGAAAACACAGGUUGUUACUCCAAUAGCACCUCUAAGCCAGCAGGCUGGAUACUAUUGUUCGGUUUGUGAGUGUGUUGUAAAAGAUUCUGCAAACUACUUGGAUCAUAUCAAUGGCAAGAAACAUCAAAGAGCUUUGGGUAUGUCUAUGCGGGUGGAGCGGGCAUCUCUCCAACAGGUUCAGGAACGAUUUGAAAAGCUCAAGAAGCGGAAAACUGAUGGCACUUUCACAGAGCAAGAUCUUGAUGAGCGGAUCUUGAAGCAGCAGCAAGAAGAGGAAGAGCGGAAGCGCCAGCGUCGAGAAAGGAAGAAAGAGAAGAAGAAAGACAAGGUAGUCGAAGAGGAAACCGAAAUUGAUCCUGAUGUUGCAGCUAUGAUGGGAUUUGGUGGAUUCGGUUCGACCAAGAAGUGAUCAUUUCAUGCUAAGUUCAACUUUCACAGCUUCUUUUCGAAUCUGAGUGAUUUCUAUAUAUAUAUUUGGUUCCUGAGUGACCCACUGUACCAUACGAACCACUCAAUUUAGGCGUUCGGACUUGUACACAACGUAGGUUCGUGGGAAAAUGGAAGAGAUUUUACGCAAAGAUUCAUAAUGCA
Molecule: messenger RNA, 952 nt
Organism: Malus domestica (apple)
Lineage: Eukaryota; Viridiplantae; Streptophyta; Magnoliopsida; Rosales; Rosaceae
Biological process (GO): mRNA splicing, via spliceosome
Cellular component (GO): spliceosomal complex; U4/U6 x U5 tri-snRNP complex
Molecular function (GO): nucleic acid binding; zinc ion binding
Source: RefSeq, a predicted model, not a curated record